AUGCCCAUCAUCAGCAACGCCAACCACGACUUCAGCAACCUUUCAGUUAGCGACGACAGCAGCCUCGACCGCAUCUUCACCGAGAUCCCAGAGACUGAGACCAUCAAGGGCGUCUACUAUAAAAGAGCUCAGUUCAUUCGCCGGCCUGAGGACUUGCUGUCUGUCGACCACGGCGUGUUAGCUGUGAUCAAUGUUGGGGGAAACCGCUACACCUUCCCCUGGAGCACCCUGGAGCAGUUCCCACUGACGCGCCUUGGUCGUCUGUGCGACUGCCGCUCACCCGAAGACAUCGCCAACGUCUGCGAUGACUAUGACGAAACGCACAAAGAGUUCUUCUUCGAUCGGUCGCCCUCCGCCUUCAGGGUCAUCCUCAACUUCCUGGCGGCGGGGAAACUGCGCCUGCUCCGGGAGAUGUGCGUGCUGUCCCUUCAUGACGAGCUGACGUACUGGGGCGUGGAGAUGGCCUACAUGGAACGCUGCUGUAAGAGGAAGAUGUACACUCGAAUCGAAGAGACGAACGAGCAGGAGCGCCACGACGAGGAGCUGCGGCAGAGGAGCGUGCUGCAGAGGGUGCCCGUGGUUGAGACGCGCUAUCGGAAGGUCAUGAACUGGCUCAGGGACAUGGUGGAGAACCCGCAGUCAGGCCUCCCCGGCAAGAUCUUUGCCUGCAUGUCGGUCAUCAUGGUGGCGGUGACCGUGGUCAGUUUGUGCAUCGGGACUAUGCCGGAUCUGAGAGAGGAGGAGGACCGGGGCGAGUGCUCCACCAAGUGCUUCAACAUGUUCAUCAUUGAGACUGUGUGUGUGGCCUGGUUCUCCCUGGAGUUCUUGCUGCGUUUCAUCCAGGCCCCCAGCAAACUCGGCUUCCUGCGCGGGCCCUUGAACAUCAUCGACGCCAUGGCCAUACUGCCCUAUUACGUCUCGCUGGUGGUGUCGGAGAAGGAGCCUGGAUCGGAUCCUGACAAACCCGGUGGGAGGGGGUACCUGGAUAAGUUAGGGCUGGUGCUACGGAUCCUGCGUGCGCUGCGGAUCUUGUACGUGAUGCGGUUGGCGCGUCACUCCCUCGGCCUUCAGACUCUGGGGCUGACGGUCAGGCGGAGCACCCGGGAGUUCGGGUUGCUGCUGCUUUUCCUCUGCGUGGCUGUCACUCUCUUCUCCCCGCUGGUCCACUUAGCCGAAAGCGAGUUAACCGGGACGCAUGACUUUAGCAGCAUCCCGGCGUCCUACUGGUGGGCUAUCAUCUCCAUGACGACCGUGGGCUAUGGCGACAUGGUACCCAGGUCCAUUCCGGGGCAGGUGGUGGCUCUGAGCAGCAUCCUCAGCGGGAUCCUAAUCAUGGCCUUCCCGGCUACUUCCAUCUUCCACAUGUUCUCGCGCUCGUACCAGGAGCUCAAGAUGGAGCACAACAGACUGUUCAAGGAGGAGUGUGCAGCCGCAGCCGCCGCAGCUGCCUCUGCAGACGGGGGAGGGGACCCGGGGCGAUGGUUAGGUGGAGAGAUGGGCGCGGAGGACUCGGCUCCACCUGGACUGCACCUGGAGAAGGACGGGCCACAUGCACUGGAGUCCCUGGGCCUGCUGGAGAAAGGAAACAACAACCAUACUCUGCCACCAGCAGCCUUCUGA
Messenger RNA from Knipowitschia caucasica, 1620 nucleotides. The record is from the annotation of a GenBank genome assembly. Lineage: Eukaryota; Metazoa; Chordata; Actinopteri; Gobiiformes; Gobiidae.